GCGUUUGUGUGUCAGCGAGAAGGACGAGACAGCAAAAGGGAAGCGUAUGAGCAUCUGUACGUUUCACUCAGAGCGAGAGAGAGAGAGAGACACUGAAAGAGAGAGAGAGAGCAAGACCAUGAGAGGGAGAGACAGUGAAUGAAAAAGAGAGAGAGAGCAAGAGCAUGGCAGGGAAAGAUGGUGAAUGAGAGAGAGAGAGAGAGAGAGAGAGAGAGCAAAGUAGGAAAGAUGAAGAUCAUUGGUUGCAUCGCGGAGCUUUAAAAAAAGGGAAAGGGAGCGACCGAAGCCAAACUGCAUCGCGUCGGAGCAGACUGCAGUCUCUCCCUCGUCCCGCGCCGCUGCAGAGCUAGCGCUCUCCUCUCCUCUCUGCUCCUCUUCUCUCCUCUCCUCUUUUCUCCCCUUCUCUCCUUUCUUCUUUCUCCUCUCCUCUUUCAUACGCAGCUCUGAGCAGCCUUAUCUUCAGAGAGAUCCUGCCUGUGUGUGUGUGUGUGUGUGUGUGUGUGCGCGCUGAGGAAGAGCACAGCACAUCCCCUUCUUCUCCGCGUUCACGCUUUUUUAAAAAUCAGCGCGAUGGAAGGGUAGACGGGCGGCGGGGGAGGGGGGGGACGGCCGGUCCUGUCAGCCAGCACAGUGGAGGGCAUCGUGGGAAGCGGGGAGGCUCCAGACAGAACGGACGCGGGCAGGCAGAGGGAGGGGAGGGCCAUGUCGAGUUUCGGCAAACUUACGGAUUACUUCAUCCGCCGCAAGUCCCAGGAAGACCUGCGAGGAGCCCGGAGAGAGUCCCAGAGGAGCAGCAGCUACUGCUGCACUGUGGCCGAGGCCAGGUCCUUGGAAAAGAAGCUUCAGAGACCCCUCCUGGCCAAGUCUCGCACCCUUCCCAGCAUCCCUCAGUCCCCCAUGGCCAAUAGGAUGAAUCGCUCGGACCUGGUGGAUGGCAGUCAAGCGCACGCCCCUUUUCGAUUCAAACCCCCUCUUGGCACCGGUCUCCCUGCGCUGCCCCCAACAGGUGAGGCUCUCGUUCUGGGAGAGGGGAUGGAGCUCUGUGGAGGGGUGCGGCCCCGUUCCCAGUCUCCCCUGUCCCACUUCCGGAUCCGGGCCACGGACCUGCAGAAGAGCCUCUCCAUGGACGAGCGCCUGGGUCGCCCGGAGCCCCCCGUCCCGCCGGCGGAGGGGCGGACCUUCCGCAGCAGCAAGGGCAAGCUCAAAAGGAAGUUUAGCCUUGGGUCGGCGGACCGGAAAGAAGCCCAGCAGAAGAAGUCUGAGUCGGGCAUCUCCAGGUUCACCCAGCGCCUGGCCCUGAGAGAUCGGCAGGCGAAGCCAGAGAAGACGGCCACAUACAGGAGACGUUCCCUCAGCCUGGACUGGGCCGACUAUCCCAAAAUGACCCAGCCGAUGCGCGAGCCGGCGCUGACCAGGAAGCCCGCCUGCCUCUCCUCGCCCAGCGCCGCGCGGCGGCUCUACCGCAACCUGUCCGGAAAGUUCCGCGCAGGGCAGCUGGGGCUGGAGGAGCGCGUGCUGUCUGGGCGCGGGGACAAGGCUGCCGUGUUCCAGAGCAGUGAGGCCCUAUUUGAGGCGGUGGAGCACCAGGAGCUGGACCUGGUCCACCUCCUGCUCUCCCAGUACAGCCUGGAGGAGCUGGACCUCAACACGCCCAACAGCGAGGGCCUGCUGCCCCUGGACAUCGCCAUCAUGACCAACAACGUGCCCAUGGCCAAGCUUCUGCUGCAGGCCGGGGCCAAGGAGAGCCCUCACUUCGUUAGCCUGGAGGGCCGGGCCACGCACCUGGACACCCUGCUGAGGGAGGCGGAGCAGCGCGUGGCCGAGCUCCAGACGCAGGCGGCGGGGGAGGGGCAGCGGGGGCCGCACGACGCCACGCACCGCGAGCGGCAGCUGAAGGCCUGGGAGUGGCGCCACCGGCUCUUCAAGCGCAUGAAGACCGGGUUCGAGCACGCCAGUCCCCCUGAUGCCCCGAGCAACGUGCGCCUGACCGUCAGCAGCAGCUACAGCCUGAAGGUCACCUUCCAGGAGCCGCUGAGCGUCAACUCCGCCGUCGUGACCAAGUACAAGGUGGGCUGGAGCUUGGCCCCAUCUCUGAGCCCCCUCCUGGGAGAGCUGGUGCUGGAGGACUCCAGCGCCCAGCAGUGCACCAUCACAGGACUCACACCGGGCCUUCAUUAUUACGUGCAGGUCUCCGCCUACAACAUGAAGGGCUGGGGCCCCGCCCAGCCGACCGUUCCCGCCUGCGCCGCCCCCUCCUGCUGGCGGGACAUCGAGAGGCGCUUGCCGCGGCUGAGGGGCCAGAAGGAGGUGCUGGACCAGCUUCUGGGCCAGAUCAAGGAGGCACACCAGCACUGCGCCUGCCACGAGCCAUGCAAAGCGCAGCCGCACGUCAGAAAGCACUCCGUUUCCAAAAGCCUGCGACACCUCUUCCAGCCCGGCAGCAAGUUCGUGAAAAACCUGAAGCGGGGCCUGUACCUGGCCUCCGUAUUCUACCGAGAGGACAAGAUCUUUGUGACUUCUGAGGACCAGAUCCCGAUCGUGGAGAUCGAGGACUCGUACUCCAGCUCCCUGAUGCAGGACUUCCUGUGGUUCACCAAGGUGUCCUACCUGUGGGAGGAGAUCCCUUGGCUGCUCCAGCUGCUCGGCCCCUCACAGUCCUCCUGCACCUGCAGCCUGCAGACGCACCUCAAAAUGCUGCAGGCAGCGUCCCAGCUCCAGAGCAUGCUGGGAACGCAGGACCUGGGCCGGGUGCACUACGAGCCCAUCAAAGACAAGCACGGGAACGUGCUGCUGGUGACGCUGCUGGACCUCAGCUCCGGGCCCUGCCCCGACGGCAUGCGCUGGACGCCGCUCGGCAAGCUGCAGCACCAGCGCCGGUCCGUCUCCUCCUCCGAGGAGCCCACCGCCCUGGACAUGCUGCUCGCCACGCUUCAGGAGAAGCUGUCGUACCAUCGGUGCAGCAGGAAUAUCCUUCCCCCGGGGCUGUACCUGGGCUACCUGAAGCUCUGCAGCUCCGUGGAUCAGAUACGAGUCCUCGUGCCGCAGAAACUGCCCAACAUGCUCUGCCAUGUCAAAGUCCGUGACAACAGUAAUGUUUCCAGGGAGGAGUGGCAGUGGCUUCAGGCCCUUAGCUGUCUGGAGGAGUCCUUAGAGAUGGACCAGGACAUCCAGAGCGCCGUGCAUCACUUCCUGCAGGACCUGCGCAGGGCAUGCUGGGAGCUCGUGGCCCAACUCAACAUCCCCCCCAGCCAGGCUCAGGACUUUCGGAUCUACAGCCAGGAGGUGCUGGAGUUCGGCGACAGGGUCUGCUUCCUGCUCCUGCUGCCCCCUUCGGAAGAUGUGUGCACUGCCCCGGGACAGAAUAGCCCCUUCUCCCCCCGCCCUGGCUUCCUCACCCUCCCUCUGCAGAUCUUCGAGCUGGUUCAUUUCCAGGCCUACCACCAGAGCUUCAUGGCGCAGUACUGCCGCGUGUCCGCCCUGCUGGAGCUGGAGUCGCUGCUAUCCCAGCAGACCUUGCGAGAGGCCUUCUCCGAAGCCGAGGUGGCGACGGCCAAACAGAAACACCAGCAGGUCCAGCAGCACAUGCAGCAAAUGGAGGAAGCGUGGCGGGAGGUCCGCUGGAUCAUGGACGCUCUGCAGCACGCUCGCUACAAACAGCCUGCAGGGGGCGCCUCGCUCAGCUGGAUCAUAGACUUCUCCCAUGAUGUGGCUCCUCUCCCGCGCCCCUCCCUCUCCUCGCUGAUGGACUUCCUCCCCUCCCCCCUCCCCUCGCCCCUCCCCUCCCCCGAGGUCAGCCGCAAACAAAACUACGAUUCGGCGGACGAAGACGUCUUCCUCCCCACCGACAGCGACUACGACUCCAGCCGCACGCAGAGCCCCCGCGAGCUGGACCUGCUCCCCGCCUCGCCCUGCUCCCCGGGGGCGGAGCCUGGGGGCUACCUCCGCCCGGGGGCCGGGGCGGGGGGGCGGGGCGUGCGGUGCCUGAGGAGCCCCGCCCCGGACGUGCUGCGCACCUCGGAGCCGCCCCCUCUCCCCCCGCCGGCCGAGCCGCCGGGCCAGCGGCAGCGGCAGCGGGCCGACGGCGACUUCGUCCUGCCGAGCCGCCAGAUCGAGCUCCUGCGCAUCGCCGAGCGGCGGCAGGCCCGGUGCGUGCGCACGGGCAGCCUGGACCUCCCCCCGUCCCCCCGCCGGUCCGGCCCGCGCCUCCUGCCCCCCCACCACCCGCCCCCCGCCCGCUCGCUCUCCGAGGACAGCGGCUCGCGCCUGGUCUCCGCCGCCGCCGCCCAGGGGGCCUGCUACGCCACGCUCAAGGUCUACCCGCAGUACCGCACGGGCCUGCCCACCGAAACCAGCGUCAAGUUGCGGGUGACCCACCAGACCUCUGCCCGGGAGAUGGUGCGCCUGGUGGUGCAGGAGAUGAACGAGGUGUCCCAGAGGCUGCUGGGAAACCCCGAGCGCUUCGUGUACGGGAAGGAGCAGCUGGAGGCCUUCGGCCUGGUGCUGGUGCGGGACGACAGCGAGGAGUGGCUGCGGGACGACGCCCGGCCCCUGGACCUGCAGAGCCCCGGGGCGCGGGGCCGGCUGUGCGUCCGGGAGCGCCCCCCGCUGGGCCCGCGCUUCGGGCUCGCCACCACCGUCUGAGCGUCCCCCAGGGCCCCCCCUGGGCCCGCCCGCCCGCCCGCAGGCUCGCCGCUCUCCGCUCCUCCGGAUCGCUCCGCGUCGCCGGAGACGUUCGCUUGUUUGUCAGGAGGUCCGUGCCGUUGCCUUCUUGACGCAUUCUGGUGUAUUUCGGUUCAGAGUGACUGCAAGAAGGACAGGUGCCAUUUCAGAGCAAUACAGAAUCACAGAAGCAAACAAAAAAGCAGUCUGUAUAAAGGAUUUGUAUAUAACGCACCCCCCCACCCCCACUCGACCCUUAGGUCCUUAGGUCCUCCUCCUCCGGGGGCAGCGCACCGACGUUGGCGGUAGCGGAACCUUUGUGACUUUCCCCUCAGUGACGGGGGAAGGGUUUUGCUGUCGCACCGCCUCCAGAUUACGCGGAGCAGGACCCAGGGACGACUGUGCGAAUUUCGCCGGGACGCCGUCGAGUCGUAAAACAGACGGCGACACAGUCGGAGAGCAAGCGGAACAGAUGCCGCGCGGCUCCUCUGGACCGCGUGUCUCAGUGUUCAGAUUUACGGGCAGCUCGUGUUCAUCGAAGUGUGUGCGAAGACUGCGGCAUGCCGCGUCGGGCUGCCUCCUGCCAGAUCCUCCAAAAAAAAACAGCUACCCGGUUCAACCCAGGCGUAGCAGAGCGUCGGGGCCGUCAGGCUGAGCCAGCAGAGGGGACAACCGCUUUGAAACCGUAAAAAAACCGAAGUCAAAAGAGGGCUUGUUUUUGAGAAUCCACCGACUCAUCACUCGGUGUAUCCUCAGAGAACGGUUGUGAAGGUUGUACUGUAAUGACUUGAAGUCCUCAGGCCUGUCUUCAGAAGAGUUGGCAGGGCGAGGAGUGAUAUUUAAGAGACUGCGGGGGCGAAGGGUAACCCCAGCUGAGUGACAUUUCACUGCUUUAUGAGUCUGCUCCAGCACAUUGCAGCCUGCCGGGCUGAUCAGCAGUGUCCCACGCUGUGGCCAAAGCAAACGAUUCUCUGAGUUUCUUUCCGUUUUCAGUGCGUUCUCACUGGUGAGUCAGUGAAAGAGGCUGCAUGAGGUGACGAUUCACACGGCUUUUGUGGUGGUGAUGAGCUAAUCCAGGGCCCCCUCUCUACCCAGGGGCCCCUCUCCACCCAGGGCCCCCUCUCUACCCAGAGCCUCUCUACCCAGGGGCCCCUCUCCACCCAGGGCCCCCUCUCUACCCACAGCCUCUCUACCCAGGGGCCCCUCUCCACCCAGGGCCCCCUCUCUACCCAGAGCCUCUCUACCCAGGGGCCCCUCUCCACCCAGGGCCCCCUCUCUACCCACAGCCUCUCUACCCAGGGGCCCCUCUCCACCCAGGGCCCCCUCUCUACCCACAGCCUCUCUACCCAGGGGCCCCUCUCCACCCAGGGCCCCCUCUCUACCCAGAGCCUCUCUACCCAGGGGCCCCUCUCCACCCAGGGC
Molecule: messenger RNA, 6081 nt
Organism: Anguilla rostrata (American eel)
Lineage: Eukaryota; Metazoa; Chordata; Actinopteri; Anguilliformes; Anguillidae
Product: ankyrin repeat and fibronectin type-III domain-containing protein 1-like
Exons: 23
Coding region: 703-4641 (1312 amino acids)
Biological process (GO): signal transduction; regulation of establishment of bipolar cell polarity; establishment of mitotic spindle orientation
Cellular component (GO): spindle
Molecular function (GO): protein binding
Source: RefSeq, a predicted model, not a curated record